AUGUCGUUCGCCGCCACGAUGAAGAACAUCGCUGCCAACACCAACAUGCCGGCGGGCAUGGCGGAGCUGGCCAAGAAGAUCCGCGGGGAAGGCAACGACUCCAAGUUCUUCACGACGAGCAAGAAGGGCGAGACCCAUGAGCUGCGCACGGAGCUCGCGGACCAGAGCCGCGACAAGAAGAAGGACGCGGUGAAGAAGGUCAUCGCCAACAUGACCGUCGGGAAGGACGUCUCGAUGCUCUUCACGGACGUCGUCAACUGCAUCCAGACGGCCGACACGCAGUUGAAGAAGCUCGUGUACCUCUACCUGAUCAACUACGCCAAGAGCAACCCGGACUUGACGAUCCUCGCCGUCAACACCUUUGUCAAAGAUGCGAACGACCCGAACCCGCUCCUGCGCGCGCUCUCGGUGCGGACCAUGGGCUGCAUCCGCGUCGACCGCAUCACGGAAUAUUUAUGCGAACCGCUGCGCAAGUGUUUGACCGACGAGGACCCGUACGUGCGCAAGACGGCCGCGAUCUGCGUCGCCAAGCUCUACGAUAUCAACCCGGAACUCGUCGACGAGCAGGGCUUUCUGGACAUGCUGCGUGAGCUCAUCUCUGAUUCGAACCCGACGGUCGUCGCCAACGCUGUCGCGGCCUUGUCUGAAAUCUCGGAGAACGGCGGCGCCCACCAGUUCAAGAUCACCAAGUCGGUGCUCCAGAAGCUCCUGGCGGCGCUCAACGAGUGCAACGAAUGGGCCAAGUCCGAAGGCAUCAUUGAGCGCGUCACGCCGCGCCUCCAGCAUGCCAACUCGGCCGUCGUGCUCUCGGCCGUCAAGGUCAUCAUGAAGUUCUUGGAGAAGGUGUCGAACGCAGACACGGAGCGCGCGCUCUCGCGCAAGAUGGCGCCGCCGCUCGUUACGUUGCUCUCGACCGAGCCCGAGAUCCAAUACGUCGCGCUGCGCAACAUCAACCUCAUCGUGCAGAAGCGGCCGACGAUCUUGUCGAACGAGAUCAAGGUCUUCUUCUGCAAGUACAACGACCCGAUUUACGUCAAGAUGGAGAAGCUCGAGAUCAUCAUCCGCCUCGUCUCGGACCGCAACAUUGAGCAGGUGCUUCUCGAGUUCAAGGAGUAUGCGACCGAGGUCGACGUGGACUUCGUGCGCCGGAGCGUGCGUGCGAUCGGGCGCUGUGCUAUCAAGCUCAACAACGCGGCCGAAAAGUGCAUCCAAGUGCUCCUCGAACUCAUCCAGACCAAGGUCAACUACAUUGUGCAAGAAGCGAUCGUCGUCAUCAAGGACAUCUUCCGCAAGUACCCGAACCAGUACGAAAGCAUCAUUGCGACGUUGUGCGAGAACCUCGACACGCUCGAUGAGCCCGAGGCGAAGGCCUCGAUGAUCUGGAUCAUUGGCGAGUACGCCGAGCGCAUUGACAACGCCGACGAACUCUUGCAGUCCUUCCUCGACUCGUUCGAGGACGAGACGGCGCAGGUCCAGCUCCAGCUCCUCACGUCCACGGUGAAGCUCUUCUUGAAGCGCCCGAACGAGACGCAGGCCAUGGUCCAAGCCGUUCUCAAGAAGGCGACGGAGGAGAGCGACAACCCGGAUCUGCGCGACCGUGGGUACGUGUACUGGCGCCUCCUCUCGGCCAACCCCGAGGCCGCCAAGGCUGUUGUGCUCUCGGAGAAGCCCGUGAUCAGCGACGACACGUUCACGCUCGAGCCGUCGAUCUUGGACGAGCUCAUUGGCAAGAUCUCGACGCUCGCGAGUGUGUACCACAAGCUCCCCAACACGUUUGUUGUGCGCACCAACAUUGCCGACAUCCAAAAGCAAAACGAAGAGGAGCGCGACACGGAAGGCGACGAGCGCUACGACGAUGGCGCCGAGACGUCCGAUGGUGGUGCGUCGUCCGGUGGUCCCGUCGACCUUCUCGACAUGGGCGGGCUCUCCGUCGGUGGUCAUGCCCCGGCUGCCGCGCCGCCUGCCGCGCCGCUCGACAUCUUUGGCAGCCCGACGCCGUCGUCGGCGGCGCCGCCAGCCAAGAAGAUGCUGCCAUUCACGAACGCGCAGUCGGGCAAGGGCCUCGUGCUCCGUGGGUGCUACAGCCGUCGGGCGGGUGCGUUCCACCUCGAUAUGGAGGUCGAGAACCAAAGCGCGGUUCCAAUCCCGAGCCUCGCGAUCCAAUUGAACAAGAGCACGUUUGGUGUCGUGCCGACGCAGCCGCAAGUGACGUUUCCGUCGCCGCUCGCGCCCGGCGCGUCGACGUCGUGCUCGAUCCCGAUGACGGUGAGCCCGCAGUUUGUGAACGCGACCGUCGCGCCCAACACGGCGGUCCAAGCCGCGCUCAAGAACAUGGGCUCCAACGACGUCAUUUACUUCACGACCGACCUCGACGUGAGCGCGAUCUGCACGGAAGCCGGCCUCGUCGAGAAGGGUGAGUUUAUCAACCUCUGGAAGAGCAUUCCGGAGGCCAACGAGACGUAUUUCACGCUCAACCUCGGCCGCGCGUCGGCGUCCGUCGACGGCCUCGCGGCUUCGCUCAAGCCGCGCAACAUCUUUUACGUCGCCAAGCGCGCGGUCGACGGCAAGGAGAUUGGGUACUUUUCGUUCAAGACCAUGACCAACGUCCUCGCGCUCCUCGAAGUGACGUUCGACGGCUCGAGCGCCGCCAAGGUGUGCGUCAAGGGCGAGCAGAUGGCGUUCAACGGUGUCUUCCAGAAGAUGAUCGAGGCCGUCGUCGCCUAA
This is a messenger RNA of Saprolegnia parasitica CBS 223.65, 2724 nucleotides long. RefSeq lists its product as hypothetical. The record is from RefSeq and is a predicted model, not a curated record. Gene Ontology annotation, cellular component: clathrin adaptor complex; membrane coat. NCBI's taxonomy places the organism in Eukaryota, Oomycota, Saprolegniomycetes, Saprolegniales, Saprolegniaceae. The transcript has 9 exons. The coding region runs from base 1 to 2724 and encodes 907 amino acids. Gene Ontology annotation, biological process: intracellular protein transport; vesicle-mediated transport.